This is a messenger RNA of Haemonchus placei, 99 nucleotides long. Lineage: Eukaryota; Metazoa; Nematoda; Chromadorea; Rhabditida; Trichostrongylidae. The record is from the annotation of a GenBank genome assembly.
AUGAGUCAGGACAACCCAGGGGCACGUCGCGUCAACUGCGUUCGACUAUGCCGAAAUGCGUGCCUCUGCGUCUCUGCCUUUCUAAAGAGGCAGUGUUAA